CUUGCCCAGUUCCUCGUACGCACUCUUCAAUGUUCUUUCUCUGUAUUUCUUUUUCUUUUUCUUUUUCUUUUUAUCCAUCCUUUCAUUCUUCCUCUUUCCUACCAGUACCCAAUCUCAGAUCAUAAUAACUAACAUUAACUAUUUCUAUUGUCCUCUUCUAUGGCACCCUCCCUUGAUUUUAAUCCUUUUAUAUUUCCAGCGUCAUAUUUCCUCCCUGAGACCACCAUCAUUCCUUCACCACAUUGUUCUUUGAGACCCUCCAGGAACCCUCCAGGAACGCACAUUCCGACCUAUCUAUUGUUUUGAUUUCUUCCCUUCCUGACACCGGGGUAGCUUCCGCCACACCAGAUGCCAUGCUGUUGACACCGUUUCUUGGGUUGGGCCUCGAUGCUCAAGUCCUUGAACCUCAUCAUACUUCCUUGAUAUCUCAUACCCUCACCUACAAACACUUGUUCUCCUUCACUCCUUUGUGUCCUUUUGUUCUUCUUGUAGUUCCUGUAACUAAUAGAUACCCAUUGGCGACUCUCGUCUUUCUAUUGUCCCAUUCAUGUCCAUCUUUCCCUUUUGUUUUUACUCUUGCCGCUAACUCUCCUAUUUACCAACUCGUUCGCUCUCUUGGUUCAUUGGUUCGCUGACAACCCAGCCCAUCUGUUAUUUGUCUCCCACGAAUCCUACGAUUUUUUGCUUUCGGAUAAUACCCAUCUUCACAUUCACGUACUGAUAUCAUGAGGCUUACAACGGCUUCCAUUGCUUUCCUUUCCCUUUUUCACCUGUCAGCUGGACAGCCGAGGCAUCGCCAUGUCCAUCGGCAUAGGCCACACAGGACUAUCAUCACGAAGAGGGACAAGAUCACCAUCACUGAUUCUACGCGCAGCACAACAACGGAAAUCCCCGAAGUUGUAGUCUACGUAGACCAGGAUAACAACACAAUCCGUACCGCUACGGAACAAGUUGUUUAUGUUCCCGUGUCGGUGGAUACGUCUAAGAAACCAGCAACCCCUGUGUCAACUGAAGCUACGAUAUCGGGGUUAUUAACAACUCCUACGCCGCCCCCGAUUGUUCCAUCGGUGCCAGCAACCGACCAGCAAACUUCUUUCUCUAAACCAGCUUCCUCCGUAAACACAUACCCGGCGAGCUCAAACUUGCCGGAUCCUCCUACGACACCUACUCCUAUUUCUAACCACAGUGCUCUUCAUGGUGUCACCUACUCUCCUUAUAAGGGCAACGGAGGCUGCAAGACUGCGGACGAAGUGGACGCAGAUUUUGCCCUUAUAGCUAAGGAUUAUGGAGUCAUUCGCUUGUAUGGCGUGGAUUGCGAUCAAGUAGCCAAAGCGUAUGCCGCGGCCAAGAAUUACGGCAACAAACUCUUCCUGGGCAUCUUCGAUAUCAACUCGAUAGAUCAAGCCGUCUCUACCAUGGCUACAGGUCUGGACCAUGAUUGGAGUAUGGUCGACACCGUCUCGGUAGGCAACGAAUUGGUCAACAAUGGUGGAGCCACGGUGAGCCAGUCGCUGGGUGCCUUGACGGAAGCACGCUUCAGACUGAGAGAUGCUGGGUAUCAAGGCCCAGUAGUAGUCGUCGAUACGUUCGUCGCUGUGCUUGCCCAUCCCGAGCUUUGCGAUCAGUCGGAUUAUUGUGCUGUUAAUGUCCACCCUUUUUUCGACCCGAAUACAGGCGCUGAUCAAGCAGGCCAGUUCGUCACUUCUACUGUCACCAAGAUUCGCAGCAAAAUGUCAGAUUCGAGCAAGCGUAUCGUGGUGACAGAGACAGGAUGGCCCUGGCAGGGACAAUCGAACGGCGCCGCGGUCCCCGGAAUGGACCAGCAAUCCACCGCACUUUCUUCCAUCAAAAGCGCGUAUGUAGAAAAUGCCGGGGAUGUGAUCCUUUUCACGGCUUUUAACGACUUGUGGAAGAAACCCGUUGCGGGUACAUUUAUGGCAGAGCAGUUUUGGGGUAUGGGAGGGCGUUACUCGCCCAGUGAUCAGUAGAAUGGCGAGUGUGGAUGCCAUGUGUCUACCUAGGUAGAGAUGAAACAAGUUACGAGUUAACGAGGCUAGGAAUAUGGAUGGCAACAAUUGGUUGAAGAGAUGGCGGCUAGGUCUAAAUGGCUAGAGAAAAGAAGGGAGAUGGGAGAUGGGAGAUGGGAGGAUGUGUACGAUUUUGACCGGUAUCCUCUUCACUGUAAAUCAAUUUGAUCGCUGUAUUU
Messenger RNA from Hypoxylon fragiforme, 2206 nucleotides. RefSeq names its product glycoside hydrolase superfamily. Gene Ontology annotation, biological process: cell wall organization. Gene Ontology annotation, cellular component: extracellular region; fungal-type cell wall; cell surface. NCBI's taxonomy places the organism in Eukaryota, Fungi, Ascomycota, Sordariomycetes, Xylariales, Hypoxylaceae. The record is from RefSeq and is a predicted model, not a curated record. Gene Ontology annotation, molecular function: glucan endo-1,3-beta-D-glucosidase activity; 1,3-beta-glucanosyltransferase activity. The transcript is spliced from 2 exons. The coding region runs from base 726 to 1988 and encodes 420 amino acids.